Homalodisca vitripennis (glassy-winged sharpshooter) is the source of this 1434-nucleotide messenger RNA. RefSeq lists its product as uncharacterized. The transcript is spliced from 2 exons. The record is from RefSeq and is a predicted model, not a curated record. NCBI's taxonomy places the organism in Eukaryota, Metazoa, Arthropoda, Insecta, Hemiptera, Cicadellidae. Bases 5 to 1321 code for a protein of 438 amino acids.
UUUAAUGUCCCCAUGGAAACUGCCUACUUGCAAAAUGUUUCUGGGCCAAAAUAAAUUAGUUGUGUGUGUACUGUUUAUCGUAGGAUGUUCUACGGUAGUCACGAGAGCUCUGUACAGUCGUACGUCAGAGGACGGAAAAGAAUAUGGAGACAUUAAUCUACCAAGUGAGAUAUGGAGUGAUCGUAGAAAAGAGCAACCAUUACUUGUAGAUACCAAGGAACAUGACUCUGUGCCAUACAUAAAUCUCAUCACCGGAAACUCUAAAGAGUGGUCAAACAUGGAACAUUCCCGGCAAUCAAAAAGAUCAGAAGACUUACUUGCCCAGCCAAUUCCAAAUCCUCCAAUAGCCAACGAUCUAACUGCAUUAAACCUGAGUAACCCUAUUUCAAAAUACCACUGCCCUAUAAAUCUAUUAUACGGCAACAACUUAACUGUGAAAAACUACUUUCUCUUGAUGCCACGAAACAAUGCCAGCUCCAAUUUUCCUGUGGAAACCCCAGAAGAAGAAGAAGCCCCCCAAGAAAAGUUCUCACCUAAGUUAUUAACUGAAACUAAUUCGAAUGAGGCAACAACAGCCAUUCACGCCUCCGAUGGCAUGGAUGAGAGCUCUACCCAGCAGACUUCACCUACAGAGUCAUCGACCAAUCAAGAAGAAUUGAUAUCCACAACAAUAGAGUCGUCUUUGGAACCCCAAUAUUCAACAAAUCCAACAGAGUUCUCAGUCUCAGCUACUCAAGACUUCAACACGUCCAAAAGUGAACUGACAGUAUCGGGUGAAAACUUGGUAAAGACUGAUGAACUUUCUACCCCAUCCGAAAGUACGGGGGUUCCUGAAACAACUGCUGAGGGAACGGUGACUACAGGAGUAUCAGAUGAGAUCAACCUAGAUUGGACAACAGUGUCUGAACCUGAAACCACUGUUACAGAAAUAUCAAAUUUCACAGGAAUAAAAAAUGAAACAAUUGGUUCCAAUGCUCCUGGAGACACAACAGUGUCUGAACCUGAAAACACUGUUACAGAAAUAUCAAAUUUCACAACAAUAAAAAAUGAAACUAUUGGUACCAAUGCUGCUGGUGACACAUCUGCCGUAACAAAACCAACCGUAGAUGUCAGAAACGAUGUUAUGCGCACAAUUGACAAGUAUUGUGAAACAUUCAACAUGAGUGAAGCUGGCAUGUAUACACUGUUUCCUGCCAGUUUGGGGAAAGCUCCUCCGUUCCAUUCUUUCCAAGAUGAUAAAUCUAAAAUAAAGCAGCAGCUUGUAGGGGAUAAACGCACUAUAUUGAAAAGAAAUCUCAGGAAGCAUUUUAAUCCUUUAUAAUAACCUCCAAAUCGAUGGUUAAAGAUAAUUUAAUUAUUCUAAAAACUAUAUUGAGUUUGAAUUGUUUGCUUUUUUUGUCAAAUAAACUACCAAAUUAAUCAUGUUUUAACCGA